AUGCGCGGCUGUCCAUCUUCUAGCGUGGCCCUGGGACUGUUGGGCCUGGCUAGGUGUGUGCAGAGCUGCACCAACUUGAUUGUGUCCAAGGGUGCGUCUGCAGAUGGCUCAACGCUCUUCUCCUACACUGCGGACUCUGGGAGUUUGUAUGGCACCCUAGGACAUUUGCCGGCGGGACAACACAAGCCGGGUGAAAAGCGCCAGAUCUGGGAUUGGGAUACCGGAAAGUAUUUGGGAGAGAUUGAUGAGGUGCCAUACACGUACAAUGUGAUUGGCAAUCUCAACGAACAUGGUUUGGCCAUCGGUGAGACGACUUUUGGUGGUAAUGAGACGUUAGCUGGAGGUGAAGGCAUCUUGGACUACGGAAGCUUGAUUUGGGUGACGCUGCAACGGAGCAGAACUGCGCGCGAAGCCAUCCUGAUGUUCGAUAAGCUAGUCAGCGAGUAUGGCUACGUUUCGGAUGGGGAAUCUUUCACAAUUGCAGACCAGAAUGAGGUGUGGGUCCUGGAGAUGAUUGGCAAGGGCAAGUUUGAAAAGGGCGCUGUAUGGGUAGCCGUUCGGAUUCCAGACGGCCAUGUGAGCGGUCAUGCCAACCAAGCGCGCAUUCAGAAGUUUCCACUGAACGAUUCUUCGACGUGUGUUUAUUCUGAUGACGUCAUUAGCUUCGCCGAAAAGAUUGGCUUGUGGGACAGCAAGUUGAAGAGGGAGGACUUCAGCUUCGCCGACACUUAUGAUCCCAUCACAUUCACUGGCGCACGUUUGAGUGAUGCCAGAGUUUGGUCUUUCCUCUCGAAAGUCGCGGCAGAUCGGUCUUUUGAGAAGGCCUAUGAGAAUUAUGUUCUAGGCCACAAUGUUUCAGCUGCGGCGCGCAUGCCGCUGUCCAUUGAAGCUGGUUUGAAGAUCUCGGCGUUGGACUUGAUGUCCCAUAUGCGCAAUCACUACGAAGGCAUGGCAUUGGACUCACGUGGUGAUGUUGGCGCAGGACCCUCAGCUUCACCUUUCAGGGUCCGUCCUUUGGAAUGGCAUCUCGGAGACGACACAUACGUCCAUGAGCGUUCCGUGGGCACGCCGCAGGCUGGAUGGAACUUCAUCGUGCAGCUUCGCUCGUGGUUGCCGCCAGCGAUUGGCGGAUUGCUUUGGUUUGGAGUAGAUGAUGCAACUUUCUCCGUGCAUGCCCCUUUGCAUGGCGGUGCCACUCGCGUUCCUCACAGCUAUGCGGAUGGAAACGGAGAUGCGUUGACCUUCUCACGAGACUCCGCAUUUUGGGCUUUCAAUACAGUGGCGAAUUUCCUGUACCCCAGGUGGUUCGCUGCCGAGGGCGUCAUGCAACAAGCGCACCAGGCCGAGGAACGUUUCGCCCGAGCAUUGGAGAUGGAGGAGCUCAUAGCAGCGGCCAAGUACAGGAAAGAUCCGGCAGCUGCUGUGGAAUACUUGACUGCCACAGACAAUGCUCGGGCGGACAAGAUCGUUCAGGAUGAGUGGAACCUGUUUGGACAACUCAUGGUGACCUUCCGUGAUGGCUUCCAUAUUUCUUCCCUGGGGCCUCAGGCGCCCGAUCAUGGAGGAAGCCAGGGAGGCAUCGUGCCAAAGGUGGAAGAGGUCGGAUAUUCGAGCCGCUGGUAUGAGCGCAUCGUGAAGGACACAGGUGAUCACUACAAGAUGCCAAAAUCGUCGAGCAAAGACCUAGAACAGGUGAAGCUGGGCACUUUGAAAAAAGGCAUAUCUGGAGUCUGGGAUGGGAACUCAGCCACAUGGCCCGGGCCUCUGAGUGAGCUGGUGGUGUAA
Molecule: messenger RNA, 1785 nt
Organism: Symbiodinium pilosum
Lineage: Eukaryota; Dinophyceae; Suessiales; Symbiodiniaceae
Source: the annotation of a GenBank genome assembly